This is a messenger RNA of Monosiga brevicollis MX1, 486 nucleotides long. RefSeq lists its product as uncharacterized. The coding region runs from base 1 to 486 and encodes 161 amino acids. Lineage: Eukaryota; Choanoflagellata; Craspedida; Salpingoecidae. The record is from RefSeq and is a predicted model, not a curated record. The transcript has 3 exons.
AUGUUCACGUGCGCCAAGGUUGUGGAGAACCUGAUCAUGGCCAACGGCGUUGUCCAUGACCCAGAUAGUGGGAGCUUGUUUGUGGCCCCGUCCUCCGAGCAGGCCGUGCAUGAGUUUGCCUACACCGAUAAUCGCCGUGCUCCACUGACGCUUAAGCGAACCGUCCCUGUUCAAGGCUUGUGCGACAACCUCGCUUUGCAUCCGCACCGUCCGGGUGUACUGGCGGCUUGCCAUCCGCAGCUGUUGCACUUUCUGCUUUACUCCAAGGGCAUUACACACUCGCAUUCCCAGGCUUAUUAUAUCCCGUCGGCCAAGGAGGGUGGCGAGGCUGAAGAGCUGCUGCUGGUGCCGGGUGAAGUCCUCUCGGGUCUGGCCACGGCCAUCAUGACAGAAGAUGGUGUCUUGAUUGGCGGCACUGUUCACAGCCGUGGCCUCUUGCGCUGCCAUCUCGGCGACGAGCCCCAGCAGGCCCACGAAACUGCUUAA